UGAAACUGCUUUGCUGGAGAAAUGUCUUCAGAAUCAGAACAGGAUAAAGAGAGGCUGGUUCAAGCUGCCAAAAUGUUCUUCUUUCACAUAAAAGAUCUUACUUCCUUCACAAACACACUGACCGAAUUGUUUAACCACAACAUGAAUACUCAGAUCCUCUCGAUGGCCGUGAAAGAAAAUACUAACAUUAAGGAUUUCUUUGAACAAAUGCUCAGAAUUUUUAAGGAGAUGCAAUCUGUAGUGAAUGAAAAGUACAACAAAAUGCAAAAGGAGUCUUUAUGUUCCAAGUUUGCAACAGCUAUGUGCUCUAUGGUUGAGAAGAGUACCAAUGUAAAGGAGUUGCAAGAGUCAGCUAAAGAAGUAUUCAAAAGCGUCCAUACACCAGUCAUUGUCUCUGUGCUGCAUAAUGGUAACAUCCUUGGAAGUUUGGAAUCUUCUCUUUCACUCUUGAUGCAAUUCCCCAUUAUGAAUCUUCAAUUAAGUGACUUCUAUAGGGAAGACAACAAAGAACAAUCAGAAGUUACCACAUCUGAAAAAAACACGAGUCCAGGUCCUUCCAAAACCACUAUGGUAGACAUCUUGAAAAAGUUGCAGGAUGCGCUAAAAGCCAAGACUGCCAACAAUCCCACAGAGUCAGCAGCAGAUUUACUGGAAAAAAUUGUCAAGGAUAUGGGACCAAUCUUAGAGAUCCUCCAAAAAGCCAUCAAGAGUAUAGAAACUGAUAUUUCUAUGUUUAAGAAGGUCAAUGACAAGUAG
This is a messenger RNA of Propithecus coquereli (Coquerel's sifaka), 756 nucleotides long. RefSeq names its product chromosome unknown open reading frame, human C12orf60. The record is from RefSeq and is a predicted model, not a curated record. The coding region runs from base 22 to 756 and encodes 244 amino acids. The transcript has a single exon. NCBI's taxonomy places the organism in Eukaryota, Metazoa, Chordata, Mammalia, Primates, Indriidae.